Molecule: messenger RNA, 4076 nt
Organism: Sphaerodactylus townsendi
Lineage: Eukaryota; Metazoa; Chordata; Lepidosauria; Squamata; Sphaerodactylidae
Product: zinc finger protein 436-like
Exons: 8
Coding region: 511-1983 (490 amino acids)
Biological process (GO): regulation of transcription by RNA polymerase II
Molecular function (GO): RNA polymerase II cis-regulatory region sequence-specific DNA binding; DNA-binding transcription factor activity
Source: RefSeq, a predicted model, not a curated record
CCGAGAUCCCAGAGAGGCCGCCAGGGAAGGGGGCGGGGGAGCCUUUUCUUCGGCCCUGGCGGCACCAUCCUCACCCCCUCCCCGCAUGUUGGUAUCUUCCACCCACCUUCCCACCACAGAGAAGCCGCUCUGCGUAGCCAAGGGAGUGAAGGCAUCUUUUCACAUUCGGAGGUGACCAAAUUGAAGGGGACAGAGACGGAAGAGUUGGCCCCUGCAGGGCCUGGACUUGGCAAGAGAGCAAGGAAAGACCCCCAUCCCGUCCAUGCCGGGAAUGGUGUUGCAUUGUGGGAGAGAGCUGUGCCAGAGGUCUGGGAUCGGGAGCCCCUGAACUCGGAAGUACUUUGCUGACGCUUCCGGCAGUUCUGCUCCCGUGAAGCUGAGGGGCCCCGAGAGGUUUGCAGGCAGCUCCAUGGACUUUGCAACCACUGGCUGAAGCCGGAGAGAAACACCAAGAAGCAGAUCCUGGACCUGGAGAUCCUGGAGCGGUUCCUGACCAUCCUGCCCCAUGAAAUGCAGUGCUGGGUGAGAGGAUGUGGGCCGGAGAGCAGCUCCCAAGCGGUGGCCCUGGCCGAGGGUUUCCCCCUGAGUCAGGCCGAGGAGAAGAGGCAGGCAGAACAGAGGUGGGGUCCAUCCGAGAAGAUGGAAGCUAAGUUGGAAAGAGCUCCGCUGGAGGAAGGGCAGCCGGGCCAGGCCCAGGAAUGUGCCCCAGAUGCCCUCUCACGUGGCAGUGAAGAGACACUCUUGAUCCGCCCUCUUUGCAGAGACAUGGAAACAGCUGCAGCUCUCCCAGUCCAGCCUCUGAUUUCCUUUGGGGAGGUGGCCGUGUAUUUCACCGAGGCAGAGUGGGCGUUGCUGGAUCCACACCAAAGAGCUCUUUACGAGGACGUCAUGCUGGAGAACUACUGGAGCGUGGCCUCUCUGGCAGCACAUGCAGAGGAGACAGUGGGGAUAUUCCAGGGGUCCUCUGAAGGGAAGUUUGAUGACAGUGACAGACCACCGAGGCAGGAGGGAAGCCAUGCAGACAAGACAAGGGAUAAGCCGGUUCAAUCCAAAGGAAAAGACUUCUAUGAAAUCCCAACAUAUAAGUGCACAGAGUGUGGAAUGAACUUCUCAGAUAAUAGUCAAUACGAGAUUCACUUACAAAUGCACAGUGGAAAGAAGACCCAUCAAUGCUUGGAGUGUGGCAAGACUUUCCUUUCCAAAGUAGAGCUCCUUAGGCAUCAAAUAAAACACAAAGGAGAGAAACUUUACAACUGCUCAGACUGUGGCAAGAGCUUCUUACAACAAUCAAAUCUUUUUCAACACCAAAAAACUCAUUCAAGAGAGAAGCCACAAAUCUACUUAGAGAGGGGAAUGACCCUCUCUGGUAAAAGAAAGAGUAAUGUACUCAUUCCAAAUAACAGUAGACUGAAGGCACAUAAAUGCUUUUGGUGUGGAAAGUUCUUCAGCUGCAGAUCAAAACUCCUUGCACAUAAAAGAAUCCACACAAAAGAGAGGCCUUUUGAAAGCACAGAGUGUGGAAAGAGAUUCACUUCGAGUAGCAUUCUUCAACAGCAUCAAAGAGUUCACACAAAGGAGAGGCUUUUUGAAUGCUCAGAGUGUGGAAAGAGAUUCAGUCGGAGUGGCAAUCUUCAACAGCAUCAAAGAACUCACACAAAGGAGAGACCUUUUGAAUGCUCAGAGUGUGGAAAGAGAUUCAGUCGGAGUAGCCAUCUUCAACAGCAUCAAAGAACUCACACAAAGCAGAGACCUUUUGAAUGUACAAUCUUCUCUGAGUUGUUUUUAAGGGCAACCCUUGGAAACCCGAAAGUUCAAUUGGUGAAUCUUUGUGAUAUUUUUGAGAGAGUGCAUUUGUCUGCUUUGCCCAGAGCACAUUGCCAUCAUGGAAGCAGGAUUUCACUAGUGCACAGAUACAACCUUAUCUCUACUUUAAGAGUUGUUUUUCAAAGCAGUAUGGGUCCAUUUCAAGUUAAUGGGCAAUGAUCUGUGAGCCAUCAAAGCAGCCAAACCUCCAAUAGUUUCAGCCACGCCUGAUCAACUCGGGCUUUGAAAACUUCCCCACCUUGGGAUUUGGGUAUCAUUUCUGACUCUUUCAGGCAGUAAACUUCAAAUUGCCCUUGUCAAAUCCAACUGUUUUUCUUGAACUAGUCCAGAAAUCCAGUCAUUUCCCCAUAAAAGUGGGAGCCCAUGACCAUGAGAAGGGUGGGCCAGGUUUCCCCCAUCCCAGGAGACCUGGCAACUGAUGUGCAGAGCUGUCUCUGUCUGAUCUCACAUGUGCUGCGCAGACUCUGCAGUUCUCAUCGGCUCACUUAGCUUGGAUCAGGUUGGAGAAGUGUUAGGUCUAGGACCGGUAGUCAAUAAACAGACUCCGGAAGUAGGAACAGUCGUGUUUAUUGAGUUGGCAUCGAGCACUCAUCACCGAGGAACCUGGGCCCUACAGCUGCAUUUAUCCCCUUUUUGCCCCCUCCCGUUCUCCCAGAGAACGUGUGGAAGAAGGAGGUGCAAAGGAAUUCGUUCUGAAGCUGGACGUCCCAAGGCCAGGACAGAGAUAGCCUCCUGCCAGACUUCCCCCACGGGCUCCAUUGCAUCCACCUCCACGCAGAAUGACAGGCAGGGUGAGCCCAGAGUUAUCUUCAUAUGUCAGCGCAGAGAGACAGAUCUAACAGGAAAGAGAUACCAUAUCAGAGGUUCAGUUACAGUGAAGGACACCGUUCCGCCCCGACACAAGACUCCCUUGCUGUAAGGGUCUGGUACUCCAGUCAGUAACAAGACUCAAGAAGGGUUCAAGAGCUUUAUUCAGAACUGUGUCAGCCCAAUGGCCAGGUCGUCGAAACUGGGAUUUCAACUCCCUGGCCACAGUAUAUCCCUGAAGGUCACAGCUGGGUUCAACCCAUAAAGCCCCCACCUUUGCAUUCCCCCAAUAUCAGCGUGAGAAAGACCAGCACUACAGACACAUUGUUUUGAGAAAGGCAAGUUACUCCCUAUGAAAGACAGAGAAGGAGAACCCGGCAAGCACUAUUGAACUAGUUACAUGCGAACAAAAGCAAGAGGCCCCGUGGCUGUGGGGCGGCGGAGAUGGCUGGACCCGCUGCAGCUGGUCUGCGUACGUGCACUCUGGCAGGCCAAGGAUGGCGCAGGCCUGACGCUCGCCCAGGAGUCACUCCUAGCACCUUGUUCUCUGCAUUCGUUGGAUGCCAGGAAGGAGCAAGCACGAGCAGGCGCCUUCCUGAGAGUAAGGAAUCUUUCAUGCCAGUGUAUGUGGAGAUCAGCCCUCAGCAGAACAUCCACAGAGAGGAACAGGAUGCAAAGGGAUGAGGGCUUCACAAGCAUGUGAUUCAAUUACGCAAACAUGCACACACAGAGCUCCUCAGAUACAGAUAGGUUGGGAAAUGGAUUUGGAAUAGAAAGAGGGUCUGGGGUAUGUGGGUAGUACGACCUCAUCACGAAGGAAAGAAGAUCCAGGGUUCAGAGCCAAACAGCCAGUGUCUGGUUCCCAGGGUUUUUUUCUUUUUUUUUUGGGGGGGGGGGUUUGCAACUGUAGGGCACAAUAAUAAAGACCUGACUGGGACUGGGCAAUUGGCCAUUUAAUCAUCAAUCUCCCCUUUCUGGGAUCCCUGCUUCCGCUUGCAAGAGAGGAUUGUGCAGGAGCAUUAUGAUACAGCAGCUCCUGCAGGUGAGGUCGAAAGGAAUGUCCUUCUCUCUGGAUGUUCUCCUGGAGUAUAGAGGUGCUGCUCUUAUGCCCCCUCAGUCUUCUACUCCAGCUUUUGGGGAAGUUCAAUAUCAGUGCAAGGAAACUGGGAAAAUAGAUGCGGCGGCAUCCCCCAUCUCCAGUUGUAUUCUAUGACAUGGCAGGAUAGCUGGAUAAACUAACUGGGUGUUUAUUCAUUUGCAUUGUUUAUAGUCUGCCUGUCUCAUUGGACUCAAGGCGGAGUAAUUCAAUAAAAUCAACAGCAUGGGACAUUAAAUAAACUAUGUCCCUGCGCAAUUGUCUUCUAUAUGCCAUAUGUUCAAACGUUGAUAAAGUUGUACGGUGUGCUGUCCAUUGCAUUAUGGGAGGUGGUUAUUUAUCUCGCCAG